Melampsora larici-populina 98AG31 is the source of this 2025-nucleotide messenger RNA. RefSeq lists its product as uncharacterized. Bases 1 to 2025 code for a protein of 674 amino acids. NCBI's taxonomy places the organism in Eukaryota, Fungi, Basidiomycota, Pucciniomycetes, Pucciniales, Melampsoraceae. The record is from RefSeq and is a predicted model, not a curated record. The transcript is spliced from 5 exons.
AUGAAACGUGUGAGUAAACAGCCCACACCAAAAGGGCAGGAUCUGUACAACACCACAAAGACGCGGGUGGAUGAAAUUCUGGAGGAAGUGGAUCCAGAAGAUGAUGCCAUCAUGGAAGAGUUGGCUGAAUUGCUCAAGGACCUCGACAAGUACAAUUAUUCUGUCACUACCAAAAAACAACACCUAGACAAGCUUAUCUCUCAAGGUUGUGAAGGAGAGAUUGAGAUAGUGGUUUUUGACCCGGUCAACAUAAGGAAGCACAGGGAGCGUGGAAGAAACAUCACUUCUUCCCCACAGAUACUCACCAAGCGCAAAAGAACCAUUGUUCAUUACAAAGAACCACGUGUGGGGAAGGCCAAGGGCCAAAAGAAAGCAUACAAGAGCACCAAAACAAAUACUGCAUUCGACAAGGACGCCAUUGAAGAGGAUCAACUCCAAAAUGACGAAUCAAACACAUCAGAUCACCCCACGCCAUUAGUAUUCAAUGAUAGCCACAUGGACCUGAGUAAAAUCAUCAAAGGUGUCACCCCUCAUGAAGUAGUCUGCAUCACCUCUUUCGCCAUUCUCCUACCGUCCCAUCAGUUUAAUUGGGGACGUGCUUUGGGAGCUAGUGUUAGGAAUAUCAUACACUGUUUAGGUCAUGCCUUACCUCCUGUGAAGGCUACUGGGUCUCUUAGAUCCUUGGAGCUUCACGUGGUCAAAUUAAAAGAGAUAUGCAACCAUAAAGACAUGAUAAACUUUCUAAAGACAGAACUGACCACUUUUGUUGAUGGGGCAGCACCUAACCUUCUGCAGCUAUCUGCGGCAAAUCAAUUCUUAACCCAGGAUUCUAUCAAGUGGGAACUGCUCAAAGAAUCAACCAAUCAUCCGUGGUCAAAAAGGAAUGGAGUCUUUCGAGCCUUGCAUUCAAUGGCUUGUAGAACUGACGACACUAUCCAAUGGACAUCUGAGUCUAGUAUCAAUAAUAAACUCAAAUGUGCCUAUCUCACCAUCAGGCAGAUUCUUUUGGACUCCAUUGGUGUGAUAUCUUAUCACACUGGACACAAGACCAUCCAAAUUCAUACAACUGGUGUCAAUGCAGUCCCCGAUGACAUGGUGAAUUUAGCUAAGGGGAUUGGCUGGGUUUAUCAGCAAAUCAUGAUACGUGAUCAAGUAGAGGAGGAAAAUGAUUUGAAAAAGGUUCACAAGCACGGUAUUGCAUGGCUUCAAAAACGAUAUUUACAAGUCUUCUUGGGUGUUAUGGUUAUUUAUGAAAAUGAAAUCUACAACCAAAAGUUUGAAGCUUAUGUUCAGGAACCACGAUCGCAGGCGGACAUCAAGAAAGAAAAGAAAAGAAUCAAAGAAGCCUCUUGUCUCAAUCAGUUGUCUCAAAGCUGGGUCAAUCAUCAUCCUGAAAGAGUCCUCAAAGCUUCAAGUCAGACCAUUACAAAUACUAGUGACCUUGACAAACUCACUGAUGAUCAACAAAGAGUCCAGGCUGUGCGUGACGCCAGUGAAACUCGCAGCAAUGCUCUACGGGCGCUCAGUCUAUUCCUCAUGUUUGGCACUGCUGGCCUUUUUCACGUUUGGACAAACCGCCGCGAGGUUCUACUACACGACUCCUCCUAUUUACUAAACUUGACAUCUAUUCUUGCUCUACGCCAUCACAAUUCAAAGGACAAAGACCCCAAUGCUUUCCUUGGACGUGCAUGGUGUCGCCUGGAUGAUUAUGUAAUUACGACACUUGGCCGAUUCCUCAACAACGAUGGCAAAUUCGUGGAAGACUUGGACUGGGCAGCAAUGACUGAGCGCCUCAAUGAUGAUUUUGAGGCUUCUAGGCUGACACCUCUGUUCAUACUAGAUCUUUAUGAAGAGCUCUUCACCCUGGGACGGAGCAGAACACCAGAAGGGUAUGAGGCGCCUCCAGUCAACUUUGCAGGUAGGAAAAACUUUCCAAACUUGACAAUUGAUUGCAAAAACUAUGAUCAUGAUUCUGGUUCAGAUGUUUCAUCUGGACUGUCUGAACCUGAGGAUAAUGAAAGUUGA